CUACCUGAGGCCCUGGUGGUGGGCAGAGAGCCCCAGUCUCACACCCUCUGCCUGCCCCCCAGCCCCAUGCUGACGUACAGGGUGGAUGCUGACAAGGGCUUCAACUUCUCCGUGGGCGACGACGCCUUCGUCUGCCAGAAGAAGAAUCACUUCCAGGUCACAGUCUACAUUGGCAUGCUUGGAGAUCCCAAGUAUGUGAAGACCCCCGAGGGCCUGAAACCUUUAGAGUGCUUCUACUUGAAGCUGCAUGGAGUGAAGCUAGAGGCUUUGAACCAGUCCAUCAACAUCGAGCAGUCCCAGUCCGACCGCAGCAAACGGCCCUUCAACCCUGUCUCGGUCAACCUGCCUCCAGAGCAGGUCACCAAGGUCACUGUGGGGCGACUGCACUUCAGUGAGACCACGGCCAACAACAUGAGGAAGAAAGGCAAACCCAACCCAGACCAGAGGUACUUCAUGCUGGUGGUGGCCCUGCAGGCACACGCCCAGAACCAGAACUACACGUUGGCAGCUCACAUCUCCGAGCGUAUCAUCGUCAGG
Merops nubicus (carmine bee-eater) is the source of this 537-nucleotide messenger RNA. Its product is annotated as myelin regulatory factor-like. Gene Ontology annotation, biological process: central nervous system myelin maintenance; positive regulation of DNA-templated transcription; protein autoprocessing. Gene Ontology annotation, molecular function: sequence-specific DNA binding; DNA-binding transcription factor activity. The transcript has 4 exons. NCBI's taxonomy places the organism in Eukaryota, Metazoa, Chordata, Aves, Coraciiformes, Meropidae. The annotation marks the transcript as partial. Gene Ontology annotation, cellular component: endoplasmic reticulum membrane; nucleus. The record is from RefSeq and is a predicted model, not a curated record.